Molecule: messenger RNA, 2727 nt
Organism: Salvia miltiorrhiza (redroot sage)
Lineage: Eukaryota; Viridiplantae; Streptophyta; Magnoliopsida; Lamiales; Lamiaceae
Product: receptor-like protein 53
Exons: 6
Coding region: 74-2551 (825 amino acids)
Molecular function (GO): protein binding
Source: RefSeq, a predicted model, not a curated record
UACUUUUCUAAUGUUUAUAUAUAUAUAGUGUCACCAACCUUCAAAUCCUAUUUUCCCAAAGCAAAAGCCAAAAAUGGAGAGAUAUUCCCAAUAUUUCUUUCUUGCACUCUUACUCCUAUACACCUUUCCCAUCCUUGCAAAUAGUGAUAUCAACACAGAUAUCUCUUCCCUAAUCUCCUUGAAAUCUCAAAUAACCUCAAACCCUAACAACAUAUUGAUCCAAAAUUGGACCACUGCAACUUCUGUUUGCAGUUGGGUCGGAGUUACUUGUGAUUCACGUUACAAUAGGGUUUCUCAGUUGAACAUAUCGAACAUGGGGCUUGUCGGAACCCUAUCACCGGAAAUCGGAAAUCUUUCUUUUCUUGUCUCUCUAGACAUGAGUGAGAACUCUUUUCAUGGUCCGAUCCCUCCAUCCAUCUUCAACCUCUCGUCGUUGGAAAUUUUGUCUCUUCGAAAUAAUAGUUUAUCGAGUAGUCUACCAAGUGAUAUGUGCAAGAACAGUCUUCACAAACUCAAGAGGCUUCGAAUUUCUUACAAUAAGAUGUUUGGAGACAUACCGUUGAGUUUGGGGGAAUGUUCGGAUUUGGAGUAUGUUUCGUUUUACGACAACAAGUUUGGUGGAGAGAUGCCGAGAGAAAUUGGGAACAUCACACUGCUUCAGUUUUUGAGCAUUGGUAGCAACGAUUUAACUGGUAAUAUUCCAGAAGAGAUUGGGCGGCUUAUUAAUUUACAAACUUUGGACAUGAGUUCUAACAAGUUCAAUGGCUCUUUACCUUCAUCUUUUUUUGGCAUGCCAUCCUUACAAUAUGUUGACCUUGCUUCCAAUGAUCUAAGUGGAUCAUUAUCAAGAGAUAUUGGAAACAUGACAUCCCUUCGCAGAAUAGGACUUGAAUUCAACAGCUUAACUGGUGAUAUUCCAAAAGAGAUUGGAGGUAUUGCAAAUUUCGAGCGAUUGAGCAUGUGUUGCAAUAAACUUAGUGGAUCAGUUCCAAGAGAAAUUGGGAACUUGACAGCCAUGGUUGGCAUUUAUCUUCACAACAAUGCUUUAAGUGGUCCUAUUCCAAAAGAGAUUGGUCGUCUUGUCAAUUUAGUGGAGCUGCAGUUAGAAGCAAACCAUCUUAUCAAUGGAUCGUUACCAAAAGAAUUUGGGAACAUAACAGCCCUCACCUACUUAUUGCUCAACGACAAUAGUUUGAGCGGCAAUAUUCCAAAAGAAUUAUUUCUUCUUAAAAAUUUAUGGCAAAUGAACAUCGGAAGCAACCAACUUAGUGGAUCAUUGCCAGGAGAAAUUGGUAACACAACCAUUGAAGAUUUGUGGCUUCACUUCAAUAAUUUAAGCGGUCCAAUACCUUCCACCUUUGUGAAUCAAUCAGGGAUUGGGAAUCUAGCACUACAAUCCAACAACUUAAGUGGAGAGAUUCCUUCAUCCAUUUGCAACUUGAAAUCCCUCAGAAUCCUCUAUCUAUCAAACAACAAUUUGGAAGGAUCCCUCCCAAAUUGUUUGGGAAAGUUGAGCACUUCUUUGACAAUCCUUCAUUUGAAUGCAAACAAAAUCACUGGCCUCAUCCCACCCACAAUAUUUACCAAGGGAUGCACCCUCCAAUUCCUCACCCUAAAAGGUAACAAAAUGGAAGGCACAUUACCUCAAACCCUACUCAAUUGCCAACCCUUGCAAGUUGUUGACAUUGGUGAUAAUGAAAUACGAGGCGCGUUUCCCUUUUGGAUGGAAACCCUCCCCGAGCUCCGGGUCCUCGUCUUGAGGUCUAAUAGGUUCAAUGGUACGGUGUUGAAUGCUUCAGAGACGGAGCAUCCGUUUCCUAAGUUGCAAGUUUUAGAUAUAUCUUAUAACGCUUUUUAUGGCUCGUUACCUGAUAGAUAUUUCAAGAAUUUUCAAGGGAUGGUUGAUGCUAAGGAAAAUAAGACGAAUGAUAGAGUAUUUAUAGAGCUGACCCUCACUUUAAAGGGUUUGGAAUUGCCACUGCAGAGAUUGUUGACCACCUUUACAACUAUUGACCUAUCCUCGAAUAGAUUCUCUGGGAAUAUUCCGCCUUCUUUAGGGAAUCUUAAUUCUCUUAGAUACUUGAAUUUGUCUCAUAAUAGUGUCACGGGGCAUAUACCUUCGUCUCUUGGAAAUAUGAGCGUUCUUGAAUCGUUGGACUUGUCAUCAAAUAGACUAGAUGGGGAGAUUCCGAGUGAGUUGACCAGAUUGACAUUUCUUGCGAAAUUAAACCUUUCAAUGAAUAAUCUUGCAGGCCAGAUUCCACAAUCUACUCAGUUAUCCACAUUUGACAACGACUCGUAUGUGGGGAACGUAGGAUUGUGUGGACUUCCGUUGACGAAGUUAUGUGAAAGGAAUGAUGAAAAACCACAAGCAGAUGAUGAUGAAGAUGAGUCUAGUUUUAUAAGUGGUUUUGGGUGGCAAGCAGUUGUUUUGGGGUAUGGAUGUGGGUUUAUAAUUGGAGUUUUUUGGGGUUAUCUAAUUAUUCGCUAUGAAAGGCCAACAUGGUUGGUGAAACUAUUUUUUGAUGGAGGCAAUAGAGGUAGUGUGUGACAUAACAUAAAUGUUAGUAUUUAUUACUUGGUAUGUAUAUAAUAGAGUUUUUAUUACUUUGUUAGAUAGUAUGCCAUGUUUGUGCAGCUUAAUUUGUAGUAUAUGAAUGUAAAGAAGGACUUAUGCGUUAAUUUAAUUUUAGACCUGAUUCUUACCAGGUGAUUUUGAUCUUGUCA